GUUUCAAAUCUAUUUAGAAGAAUUUUGAAUCUAUCUUUCAAAUAUAUAAAAUAAGUUUUGUUGUAUAUCCCAUCAUCGCUUCGGUGCUAUGUCUUCAUAUUUUCGAUGUUUGUUUGUCCGUAUAAAUAACUGACGGUUUCAUAAUUUUCUGGAAAAUGGGCAAAUUAAUUCAAAAGGGACAUCGCUGAUGAUUCACAAAAGUAAGCAAUGUACGGUGGAACUGUAAGAAGGGUUUCAGUUUCUGUGGAAAUGGAAGAUAACAACCCGAAAAACGACCUGUAUAAAGAAUCUUUCUACUCUGGAGGCUUGAGUCAGUAUAUUAGUUGGCUCAAUGUUGAUAAGAAACCACUUCACGAUGUGCUGACUUUCAGAAAAGAGAUAAAUGGUAUCACCAUGGACAUUGCGCUUCAAUGGUUCGUAGAUGGAUAUGCAGACACGAUGUUAGGAUUUGCUAACAGCAUCCGCUCCAUUGAUGGUGGAACACACAUAGAUGGCGCGAAAGCUUCAAUAACAAGAACUCUUAACAGCCUUGCGAAAAAGUCGAAGGUUGUCAAGGACGAGGAUAUAACCUUCAGUGGGGAGCAUGUUAGGGAAGGACUGACUUGCAUUGUCUCUGUCAUUGUUCCAAAUCCUGAAUUUGAAGGUCAAACACAGACGAGAUUAGGAAAUCCAUAUGUGAGGGAAAUUGUUGACCAAUCAGUCGAGGAGUACCUAACGGAGUAUUUUGAAUUGCAUCCACAUGUACUUGAGAGCAUUAUCUCCAAAUCCUUGAACGCUUACAAGACUGCUUUAGCUAUCAAGAGGGCAAGGGAAGUGAUUAGAUCAGAAAGUGUAGCAACGCCGUGUACCAUUCCCGAGAAGCCGUGCACCAUUCCUGAGAAACUGACCAACUGCUCUUCUGCAAAAUCUGGAGAAACAUGGGGCAAGGCCGUAAACUCGGAUAGUCCCGUGUUAUUCCACGGUCUAUGGCCCGUUGUGAACUUAGGUGAUUCUUCAGGUGGCGCUGCAAAACAGGGCCCUGACAGGCGUUUCCAGCCAAAAGGCAUUGUCUCGGUGGCUCUGACGGUUAUCUCUAUCUCUUGCCAGAGCAAAAGGACACGGGAACAGCCACGGAGGGAUUGUGCAGCCUCUAGAGCUCCUGGAAAGUCUUUCGAGAAUACUAGUGAUUCAAGCUUUGAGAAGAAACGCCAAAAACUGAAAUCUAGUGUUCCAUCCUCACGUCCCUGCUUUUCUUCACGUCAAACUGCUGAGGCUUCAAACCCACCAAACCGUAAAGGCGCCAAGAUUCUCAAAAGAGCAGCCUCUGGCUCGAACAUAACCAAAAAUGUUGUCCCAAUCGGUCCUGGUUUCCAGGCCGAGAUUCCGAUUUGGAUUGCUCCUACCAAGAAGGGCAAAUUUUAUGGUAGUCCCGGAGAUUCCGACACUCUUAGAUGGCUGGGAACUGGUGUGUGGCCAACAUAUAGCCUAAAGAAGAAAGCUUACUGCAAAAAGGUCGGCCAAGGAAGAACCGACUCUUGUUCCUGUGCUUCUCCAAGAUCUACCGGUUGCGUAAAACAACACAUUAGAGAAGAAGGGGAGCUUCUAGAAAAAGAAAUUGGCCGUGCUUUCUAUGCUUGGAAGUUUGAUGAAAUGGGUGAAGUCGGAGCAAAAUCAUGGACGGCCAAAGAAGAGCAAAGGUUCGAAGCUCUUGUGAAGAGCAACCCUAUGUCAAGUAGUAAAGGGUUUUGGGGGCUUGCUUCCAAGGCUUUCCCAAGGUAG
Molecule: messenger RNA, 1758 nt
Organism: Thlaspi arvense
Lineage: Eukaryota; Viridiplantae; Streptophyta; Magnoliopsida; Brassicales; Brassicaceae
Source: the annotation of a GenBank genome assembly